GUUCAAAGCUAUUGAAUAAUAAACACUUUACAAAAUGUAUUGUAAUUAUAUUAUUAAUAUUAUACUCGAAUUCAUUGGUUUCAUGUAAUGAUUGCAAUGUAAUGGUUGAGUCAAACAAUGGUUUAUAUCGCGGAUGCAAUCAAAGUGUCACAACAGCCAGUCUUACGGCUCCAGAGUUUAAGUUUAAGACUAUUUUCGCUUUUAAGGGCAUCCCUUAUGCGGAACCCCCGGUCGCCAAUUUGAGAUUCCGAAAGCCAUUGUCUUUAACAUACAGCCAAUUGACAGAAGUGAAUGCCACUAAUUAUGGGAAAGCCUGCAAACAGCCCCCACUGGCCAGCAGAGAGACAUACAAUUACUGGCAAUCAUCCGAAGAUUGUCUGUUCCUCAAUAUCUUCACCCCAUCUGUGGACCCAACGGCCAACCUAUCGGUUAUGGUCUACAUUCACGGGGGAGGCCUACUGUUUGAUAGUGCUCGACAAGUGCCCAGUGAACAGCUGAGUCUCCGUGAUGUUGUUGUCGUUACUUUGAACUAUCGUUUGGGUGUUUUCGGCUUUUUGUGUACUGAUAGGGAGGACGCGCCCGGGAAUGUGGGGCUCUGGGAUCAGGCAAUGGCUUUGAAUUGGACUCAAAAUAAU
Messenger RNA from Oppiella nova, 635 nucleotides. Lineage: Eukaryota; Metazoa; Arthropoda; Arachnida; Sarcoptiformes; Oppiidae. The record is from the annotation of a GenBank genome assembly.